This is a messenger RNA of Pocillopora verrucosa, 8681 nucleotides long. The record is from RefSeq and is a predicted model, not a curated record. NCBI's taxonomy places the organism in Eukaryota, Metazoa, Cnidaria, Anthozoa, Scleractinia, Pocilloporidae.
AUCGAAGACCUGCAGACGGCUCCACUCCAUGACUACAGAUUCAGUCAGUCAAGUAUCAUGUUACCUCACAAAGACCACUAUUCUACUCUCGCGGCCUUGCCUGGCCCCAGUAAAAGCGGGAUGAAUUUGACAACAUCCUGACCAAACUUCAGCGCUUUGGUUUCUACAAAGAUCCUGGAAACAUGGCUCCAUUGAAGGCAUUAACGACGGUAUUUGUCUUCGGAUUGCUUCUCGCAAGAAUACGCGCCCAGUAUGUCUGCCCGAAAGUCACCAAAUAUGGUGCAGAAUGCCCACUGGACGUUGACAAUGAAUGUGAAUCAGACCAGGCAUGUUCCGCUGGCCUCAAAUGCUGUCCUUCCAUAUUUGAUGAUGAAGCUUGUCAACUGCUCUGCUUAGAACCUGAACCUCAAACCACUUGCCCUGUUUCUGUGGACUUCGCCUUCAUUUUGGACGGCUCAGGAAGUAUCUCCAAGAAAAACUGGGGUCGAAUUAAGGAGUUUGUCAAACGCAUAGUGGACGCGUUCGACGUUUCUCCAGACGGCACCCACUUUGCACUGCUCGAGUACAGUACAGACCCUAAAGUUUACCUCAGAUUUAACGAUUUCGCCGAUGCACAGCUCAAUGGUGUGAAUGUCAAGCGAAAGGUGGAAGAAAUCUUACAAUCGAAAGGAAAAACAUUCAUUGAUAAAGCUUUGGAGUUAGCAAAUCAGGAAAUUUUCACUACAGAAGGUGGCAUGAGACCAGAUGUCAAACAGAUUGCUCUGGUGGUCACAGACGGUACCCAGACCCCUGAGCCCAGUCCAGUAGCAUCAGAAGAAAACCUUAUUGCUGCAGCCGAGAAGUUGCAUAAGAAAGGAAUUGAUGUAAUUACGCUCGGCAUCGGAAAGAACGUCAACCCCUUCCAGCUGCUAAACAUAGCAUCUGAUGAAGACAACUUAUACUCAGCAGAAGUCUUUGAAGAAAUCUUGACUAAUGUCGUAGGAGAACUGACCAGGCGAGAGUGCCUAGCUUGUUCUGAGCCGGUUGAUGUAGUAUUUGGAAUCCCAACUUCCCGAUCUAUUCCUGCGGACCAGUUUGAGAAUAUGAAGUAUUUCGUGAAUCAAACGAUCGAUUCAUUCGAUGUGGGUCCCUUGAAAGUACAUGUUGGUCUUAUUACGUACAGUUCCUCCGCGCAGACAACCUUGGCCAUCAACCAACUGAAUUCAAAAGAGGUCCUUGAAUCCUUUACGUCUAGUCUGAGUCAACAAGGGAAUAGUGCCAACGUGGUCUCUGCACUGGAUGAAGCCUACGGCAGUACCUUCACCAUGUAUGGCGGUGUAAGACAGUCCAAACCUAAGGUGUUUGUACUUAUUGUCCCAGAGGGUUCAGUUGGUGGUCAACAGGAGGUACUACAAGGCGCAGCGAGGCUUAAGAGCCUUGGAGUAAGGUUGCUUACUGUUGGAGUCGGGCAAAACAUUGACCAAAACCUUUAUGCGCUUGCGUCAACUCAGCCCUCUUCAAAGUUCUUCUAUGGCGUUCCAGAUCACAAGGAACUGAUCGGGAAAAGCAGGGAUGUUGCUGAUGUGCUUUGCAAAGGCAAAGUUGGCAAAUGUCCCCUACCCCCUCUACUGCCUCCACUGGGCUGUCCAAGAACCCUCAAGGAAGAAUGUGAAGUCGAUGCAGAUUGUAACUCGGGUGGGGGGUCCCCACUGUGUUGCCCGAACGGCUGUGGUGGACGGCAAUGUCUGGGGCAAAUCAGAAAUUGCUUUGUUCCAAUGGAUGUUGCCAUUGCGGUGGACAAUUCCGACGCCACAACCAGCAGCGAAUUCAACAACGUGAAACGAUUUCUGAAGCAAUUCAUCAACCAACUUGCAAGUUCGGAGGUUCGGUUUUCCUUACUUGAAUAUGGCAACACUGCAAAUGUAAUUACAGAUUUUCGCAGAUUUCGCGACCAAAUUUAUCUGGAAAACCUCAUAGACAAUAUAGCUAAACGCAAUGACUCUGAACGCAGAGUGGACGCUGCUCUGAACACGACCAAAGAGGAGAUUUUCAGCUUGGCAGGAGGAAUUAGACAUGGACAUCCACGAUACCUUGUCUUCGUAAGCUCCGGUGGCCCAACUGCGGAGUUCAAAGUUCUGGAGGGUGCUGGAAAAAAACUACGUGAUUUGGGCGUGACCUUUGUUGCCAUAGGAACAAAUAGGGGCGUCCCAGGGGCUUUUAUUCAAAAGCUAGCAGGCGACAGUCGUUUCAUCUACAGAGCCGCGGAGCCGAGUCAAUUGGGUGCCAUAGUGUUAGAAGAUUUGUCGCGAAAAAUGUGUACAGAGAAGCCUGGAAAAUGUCCAGCAGUUGACGCGACCCCAGACCCACUUGCGUGCCAAGUGGAGCAGCCAGACCCGGAAGAGACCAUAGUCUGUGGCUUGUCGGCAAACGGAAGUGGAUUCUCGGAAAAUUAUGAUUGGGACUGUCCUGGGGAGACGAAGUGCUGUUUGGAUCCGCAAACCGGCUGCUUUCAAGUUUGCCUCGAGCCACAGAAUGUUUGCAGCAAACAAUUUGAUCUGACGAUAGCGAUAGAAAAUUCAGCUCGAAUUGGCGAAGAACAGUUUGAGCAAGUAAAAGACUUCAGCAAGCAGUUCAUCAAUGCUUUUGAUAUCCGCGAGGGAGGGACGCAUGUGGCGAUUGUUAGCUAUGGAACCACGCCAGUUGUUCAUACUCGGCUUGAUUCCUACAGUGGCUCUGUGCUCAAUAAACGAACAAUCACGGAUGAAAUCGACAAGAUUGCCUUGGAGAGUGGGAAUGCUGUGAUAACAAACACUGCAUUGACAGAGGUGUUCAAGACAGUUUAUGGUGACGGAAAUGGGGCACGGAAUGGAACCAAUAAGACAGUCGUUCUUAUAACUGCGGGAAAUCUGUCGGACCCCAUGGCGGCUGUCGAUGCCGCUAUCGAUAUCAGAGCCAUGCCUGCUGACUUGUUUGUGAUAGCGAUCGGUGAAGACCCGGAUUUGGACACUCUUGUUCAAAUGGUGUCGCCACCAGCUGAAAACAACGUGUUUUUGGCGACCACCUCUGGCGGCUUACGACCCAGCUUGCGGGCAAUUACGGACACAGUCUGUGAAGGAGCUGAGAAAAUGUCAACGAUCAUUGGACCACCUGGUGAUCCCGGACCCGCUGGUUCCCCUGGUCCAGAGGGACCAACCGGACCAAGAGGCGAUCCAGGGGACCCCGGAGAGCCGGGAGAAGCCGGAGAAUCAGGGCCUCCCGGACCUCCGGGACCACCGGGACCACCGGGUGGAGGAGGAGGGGGAAACAUAGGUUCGCUGAGGCCCCAGGGGGAGAAAGGACCUGCAAAUGUAAGGUUUAAUGAGAAAGGUCCCGCUGUGCCGCCUGUGGUCCUUCCUAGACAACAACAACAAGCUAGACAGGGACCCCCAGGUCGUCCUGGAAUGCCUGGUCCGCGGGGACCUCGAGGUCCCCCAGGUAUCCCAGGGAAUCGAGGCCGCAUAGGAGUCAGAGGAUCUAAGGGCCAAGUUGGUUUGAUAGGACCAGUUGGUCGGCCGGGAAGACGUGGAAAAGAAGGGGCACCAGGAAAAAGAGGAAAUCCCGGCAUUCUUGGAGAGCCUGGAGAGAAAGGCCAGUCAGGUGACUCUGGAGAGGAGGGGCACUCAGGCCUCAAAGGACAUAAAGGUCGUCGCGGUCGAACUGGUCCGAGAGGAGAACGGGGAGAGGAAGGAGAGUCGGGAAUGCGAGGUCUAAAUGGCGCUCCAGGAACCAACGGGAAACCCGGAAACAAGGGGCCUCAUGGAAUUAUGGGAAAACAAGGAAGCACGGGAUCUCCUGGUUCUUCUGGAGCUAAAGGUGUGGAAGGCGAGGAAGGUGACCAGGGCGCCGCUGGUAAGCCAGGCUCUCCGGGUAUUCCAGGAGUUGUGGGACAGAAAGGAGAAAGCGGGACGCCUGGUUUGGUCGGAUAUACGGGCUACCAAGGCGACAGCGGUGAUACAGGACCUAUGGGGCUGAAGGGGACGGCGGGAAGUGAUGGAGAGAUUGGAGAACAGGGACCAAUUGGAGGAAAAGGUUCCAUCGGCGAUAACGGAUCUCCCGGAGAAAUGGGCGCACAAGGACUCGAAGGUCGGGGAGGUAGCACUGGUACCGAGGGACCCAUCGGAUACCAAGGAUCCACGGGAAAUCCAGGGAUUCCAGGCAAGAGAGGAGAAAUUGGUGCAAAAGGAAAACCGGGUAACAAUGGGACACGUGGAUCACGUGGAAGGCCUGGACCUCGAGGGAAAAGGGGAGCUCACGGUGACACUGGCCCCAAAGGCACCAUGGGUAUUAUCGGUUCAAGGGGACCAGCUGGAUCGCAAGGGCUCCUGGGAUCACCUGGGGAACGUGGUGUAAAGGGAGUGCCUGGAAUAAAUGGACCACCAGGUUAUUCGGGAAGACAAGGUGAAAGGGGAGACAUGGGAGAUUAUGGACCUCGUGGUGUUAAGGGAGAACAGGGGCCGCAAGGGUUGGCUGGAAGAACGGGUCGAUCUGGUUCACCCGGUUUACAUGGCGAGGAAGGAGAUUCUGGCAAACUUGGUGAAGACGGUCCUAUGGGAGCCCCUGGAAGCGCAGGUACACCGGGUCCAGUUGGAACCGAAGGCGAGAAGGGAAAACCUGGAGAUGCUGGAGAACAGGGAGAGACAGGACCCGAGGGACCGAAGGGAGCUCUAGGGCUAAGUGGAACAGUAGGCGCACCUGGAGUAGCUGGUCAGCAGGGGUCCAGUGGUCCAGUUGGUGAGGCAGGUGACACUGGAUCACCCGGGGAAGAGGGGUUACCAGGCUUCCCCGGGUCAAAAGGAGAAGACGGAAGUCUUGGGGCAAAGGGUUCUAAAGGUGACGAUGGCUUGAAUGGUGUUCCGGGAAGUCAGGGACCAAUGGGAAAAUCUGGAGUCAAAGGAACAAAUGGAAAAGUUGGUGUACCCGGGGCCUCGGGUGAACGCGGUGACCAGGGAAAAUCUGGACGAAUCGGAGUGCCUGGUCUGAUGGGUCAGCCUGGAAUUCUGGGUCCUAUAGGACGUGUAGGUUCCAGAGGUCCUCCUGGUCAUUCAGGCGACGGAGGCUCCAAGGGUGAAAUGGGUAUCAGAGGCCCCCAUGGCAAGCGAGGGAAACGAGGAUCAAACGGACGAUCAGGAGAGGAUGGUUUUCCGGGAUCACGUGGCGACAGAGGAAGCAGAGGAGAAAAAGGAGUGACCGGUGAAGGUGGUUUGCCAGGAUUGCCAGGGAGUAAUGGCAACUUGGGUCCGCGUGGGGAUAGUGGGGACCAAGGUGGUCCCGGAUUUGAAGGACCCGAGGGAAAUGCUGGACCUGUUGGUAAUCAAGGACGACUGGGGAAUCCAGGAAUAAAAGGAUCGCUAGGCGAGGAAGGACUAACGGGACCUGCAGGUGAACAAGGCACCCAGGGCGCUCCUGGUUAUCAGGGUACAAAUGGAGCAUUGGGAGACCGAGGGCCACCGGGAGACACCGGAGCGCCAGGUGGUAUGGGGUCUCCAGGGGCCACAGGACCAUCGGGAGAGUUAGGAGGUGCAGGAAUACCAGGACUGAAUGGUAAACCAGGACAAGCGGGGUCAUUUGGUAACCAAGGGAUGCCAGGAAGCAGCGGAGAAGAUGGAAUCCCGGGUCUUCUCGGACGUGAUGGUGUACCAGGAAGUACAGGAGACGGCGGUCCUCAGGGUAAACAAGGCGAAAGUGGGCCUAACGGACCACCUGGGCGGACAGGGCAAAUGGGCCUACAUGGAUUGAUGGGCCUCAAGGGAAUCAUUGGUGAGGUUGGCUCUAAGGGUGACUCGGGAGAUCCUGGUGCAAGCGGAAAAGAUGGAGCCACAGGGAAGCAGGGGGAGGCUGGAAGGCCAGGUCAAAGAGGUUCACCCGGAGACAGAGGAAGAGAAGGAACCAUAGGAUCUGCAGGACCCGUCGGAAACCCUGGACGUGAUGGAUUCAAGGGUGUGGCGGGAGAAGCAGGUGCUCAGGGAACAACUGGGCAGCCUGGCCUUCCUGGCAUUUCCGGGUCCACAGGGACGAGGGGAGUCCCUGGACCGAGUGGCGUGGACGGAGGAAGAGGAGAGUCAGGCGGUUCGGGACUCGAGGGAUUAGCCGGUGAAGCAGGAGAUGCCGGUGAACCUGGAGAAAAUGGAGAAACUGGAGCACUUGGAAAUAAGGGAGAGCGCGGUGUUCCUGGUCAGCAGGGUCCCUCAGGGAAACCAGGCUUGAAGGGACCAGAAGGGUCUGUUGGGCAGAAAGGAGGACUGGGUCGAACCGGUCCAAGGGGUGAAGAUGGAGCACAGGGACGAGCUGGUAUACAAGGCUCUCAAGGUUCACUGGGAAUUGACGGUCUGAAAGGUUUUCAAGGAGAAAGGGGAGAUGUUGGCCACAGGGGACCUGAAGGAGAACGGGGUAUGUCUGGACCUCCUGGACCCCCGGGACCCCCGGCAGACAUAAGAUCUCUCAGUGGCUAUGUUCAGCGCUUGAAUAACAGAGGCACUGGCUCUCUCAACGUUGAAAACGAAAAAGCAAAGCUGUAUAGAGGCUCUAAAGAUCAGAGCGGGGAGGCUUUAAUAGAUCCAGUUAAACUUACUUUAGCUUUGAUGCAUUACGAAGUUAAACUUUACAAGCAGCCUAAUGGCACCAAAGAAUUUCCAGCCCGAACGUGUAGAGACCUCGUCACGUGGUAUCCAGGUCUUAUCAGCGGUGACUUUUGGAUUGACCCAAACGAUGGCGUGCCUGAUGAUGCUGUAAAAGUUCACUGUGACUUCUCCUUCAACGCAACCUGUUUGUACGCCAACAAUGAAAAAAAGCCAUUCACGAUCAGAAAAAAGAAAUGGUUCUCAGGAACUGAUGAAUACAAAUGGCUUGGAGAAGAUCUUGGCGCCUUUAACAAGAUCAAGUACGUCAAGUACUCCAGUCAACUCUCAUUUCUCCGCCUGCUAAGUGACCGCGCCCGCCAGAAUAUCACCUACCAUUGCAAAGACUCUGUAGCCUGGUAUGACCAAGAGCUUGAUGACGUCACAAAGUCAUUGAAAAUCAAGACUGAUAAUGGCGUGAUUAUACACUCAAGUUCGUCUAACAAGUUCAAGCCCAGUGUACUCGCGGACAAUUGUCGAGUUAAGAACGGCACGUGGCUUUACACCAUUAUUCAAGUGGACACGCCCAAACCAAACCGACUUCCAAUACGAGAUGUAGCUGCCUACGACAUCGGAGACGAAAACGAAGAAUUUGGACUCGAAAUUGGACCUGUUUGCUUUUAUUAGUCUUCUUAUUCUCUCUUUUAUCUUCUUUUAUCGUCCCGCUCAAGUAAACCCAAGGAAUUUGUACCAUAUGUUUUAACUUAUUGUUUGGACUGCUUAAAUAAUAGUUGUAUUUGCUAAUUAUAAUUGAGUUAAUUCUUCACCUGUUGUUUGAGUCAUUACAAGUCUAUUUAAGCAGUAGACCGCACUUUCUGUUGGUUUACCGGCGUUAUAACUCAGGCAAGACGUUGGGAGAACACGAGCAAAGUUUGUAAAUUAAGAGCCGGAGCCGAGUGAUUUACAAACUCUUCGAGUAUUACGCCGGUAAACCAAAAGGAAGUGCGGCCAAACGCUUUUACGAAAUAACCUUCAAUUUCCUAUGGGUUUACCAGUGUAAUAAACGAUAGGUUUUAACCAGUCAGGGCGCUCCCUUGUUUCUCAGUUAUUUUGUAAAACGCAUUAAUACUUUUUCCGUGGCAAACCCUACUAUUACAAUACAUGUUUCAUCGGUUCUAUCCAUGUCAGUGCUUCGAAAACGACUAGCUUUGAAAAGAUUUGAUGUUCAAAGUUAUGUAUUUAAAUCUCAGUGAGAAAAGUGCUAGACUUUGCCUCGCGUUCCGGAGGUAAUUUUCACCCCAGUGACAUUAAUGAGCAAAGUGUCUAGGGAAGUUUUGGAAUUGAUCAAAGAACACUGGUGUGGUUACAAUGCAAAUAUUUCGAACCCCAUUCACAGGUUAGUGAUUUUCAGACCCUGCUGUAACGUCAAUCACAAAUAAGCUAACUCUUUGAUCCCUCUGAGUAACUGGAAUUACACAGGAAUUACACAAGUAAAGUCAAAGGAAUUAAGGAAAUGAUCACUGACUUAACAAGCUCUUGAUUUUUAAGCGAAUUUUUCGUGUCAGCACCUUUGAAAAGUUAUAGAGAACAGUGUGGAUAAUAUGCAUAAUGAUGUUUAAUUGUAACGGGUUACAGCAGUGCUCUCACAAGAGCAAGUGGUUGUUUUCAAAUUGUGCCUGUAAUAAAGAUGCGCUUUUUUAAUUUUCUCAUCUCACGAAAGGCCAAGCUCAUGGCUCUUAUAAAAUUACCCCUUUGUGUAGUCUACUACCACAAGCAAACCUCUUUGCAAUGUUAACAGUGUGAAGUGUAGUUUUAAUGUUAUUGUUGCAAUGACGAGUAAGCUAUUGCAAGCACUCUGUUGCGCAUAAUCCUAGAAAAGCAACAAAUAAAAAAUAAAAAAUAAAAAAAUACUAAAUGUGUUACUGGGCCACUUUUCUGCCCAACCCUAAGCCAUAUUUUCUGAGCUGAAACGAGCAUGGCAUGCCCCCUUCCCCAAAUGUGUUUUUUAGGGGUGUUACAGUGAUGUAUAGCAGGUUAAAUGCAAUACAAUAAUAAAAUUAACUGAUUGCACCAACAAUAACCAGUUUUCCUUUCAAUGUUGGCUUCUUU